UCAUUUCAUAGUCGGCCCAAAACUCAAAGCCAUAAAUCCGUAACGGCGACGGAGCAGGUCGCAUUUCACAAACGGAGUCAGACCCACAGUGGCGGAGGCCGGAGCCGGUGGCCGAUUCUUUGUUCUUCACCAUGCGCAUAAUCGCAUCAAAGCUAACCACUCAUCUGUGCAGAAGGGAACCUGUGCGAACCCUGCAAUUUCGCACUUUUUCAGCUUACGACGAAAGAGAGAUUGAGAAAGAGGCGGAAAGAAAAGUAGGAUGGUUAUUAAAGCUAAUCUUUGCUGGGACUGCGACAUUUAUUGGUUACCAGAUUUUUCCAUACAUGGGGGAUAACUUGUUGCAGCAAUCCGUAUCGCUCUUGCAAGUUAAAGAUCCAUUGUUUAAGAGGAUGGGAGCGUCUAGAUUGGCUCGCUUUUCGAUUGAUGAUGAAAGAAGGAUGAAAAUAGUGGAGAUAGGUGGCGCUCAAGAGCUCUUAAACAUGCUCGGGGCUGCCAAAGAUGACCGGACACGUAAGGAAGCUUUGAAGGCUUUACAUGCCAUCUCACAUUCAGAUGAAGCUGUUGGUGCCUUGCAUAAAGCAGGGGCAAUCUUGGUUAUUAAAUCUACUCCAGAUUCGGCUGAAGAUAUGAAAGUGAACGAGUACAAGUCAAACCUAAUGAAGAGAUUUAGAGAUCUUAGCUAUGAUGUUUCAUCUUGACAAGUAAGAAUUUUAUUUCUUUCUUUAUUAUUAUUAUUAUUUUGAGAGAGAGAGAUAGAGAACAAUAACACUUACUGGCGAUGUGAGGAGGACGGUACUGCAGCCUGACGUCAUUGGAGGGCGGAGGCACCUUGGGCAUGAGAGAUGGAUUGAGGGAGAUGGGAUCGAGAGAGGAACCAUGCAAAAGAGAGGAGGGUGGGGGGAAGGGUUUUGAAAGAGAAACCUCUUUUUUAUUUGUUCAUUGAAAUUUAACGCUACUAAUUUCGAUCGUGCUUUUGCUCUCAUACAUAUUCUUCUUGUUCUCAUGUCCUCUAUUCGUUUUUCUCUUGCUCGUGUUUCUUGUCUAGCUUGCACUCUGGUUGAGGAUUCUAUAAAAAACUUUCAAUCUUGCUUUUCCUAUCAUA
Molecule: messenger RNA, 1102 nt
Organism: Benincasa hispida (wax gourd)
Lineage: Eukaryota; Viridiplantae; Streptophyta; Magnoliopsida; Cucurbitales; Cucurbitaceae
Product: ARM repeat superfamily protein
Source: RefSeq, a predicted model, not a curated record